AUGAAAGCAUUAUAAACUUUUUUCGUAAGAGCUAAAGCCUAUUAUGCCAAGGACACUACCAAGCUUAAUGAGAUAGUCCAAAAAAGAAUGGUACGUUUUUUCCUGUUCUUAAAAUAUAUAGCAACAAAACUCUAGUCAUACCUCUCAGCAAGGUUAAGUAUUGAAGCUUAAAAGAGAGCACUAGUAGAAGAGUAAAUUAAAAAACAGAAGAUUUCUUUAUUGGAAUCAGAAUAGGGAAAACAAAACUCAGAUAAAAAUUCCUUCUAUUUCGAGGGCCUACUUGAAAUUUUUAACACUCCAGCAGAAGGUUCCAAGCAAUUCUGUGGCAGAUAUAUUGAACUUGAAUUUUUCCAUACUGUUGAGUUUACUCAGCCAGUCUAGAACUUUGAAAACGCUUCAAUCUACAGCUCUCAUUACUCAUUUGGGCAUGACCACGAGGAUGAUAUGUCACAAUCCGGAAUCGACUCCAUCGAUACUGAAUACAUAAGACAUAGAGCAGAAAAUCUACUGAAUAUCUCCUUGGCAUAAACGUAGUUUAUAUAUACCAUCAAUGAGGUUGAAGGGGAAUCUGGAAGCUCAAGAGAUGAAAAUUAAUCCCCUCAAUUCAUUUGA
This is a messenger RNA of Stylonychia lemnae, 612 nucleotides long. The record is from the annotation of a GenBank genome assembly. Lineage: Eukaryota; Ciliophora; Spirotrichea; Sporadotrichida; Oxytrichidae.